Molecule: messenger RNA, 3153 nt
Organism: Emericellopsis atlantica
Lineage: Eukaryota; Fungi; Ascomycota; Sordariomycetes; Hypocreales; Bionectriaceae
Exons: 3
Coding region: 1-3153 (1050 amino acids)
Biological process (GO): translational initiation
Molecular function (GO): GTPase activity; GTP binding; translation initiation factor activity
Source: RefSeq, a predicted model, not a curated record
AUGUCGGCAAUGUUAAGAGCUCCUAUCCUCAAGGAGCGCAGCAGUUCGUACAUCUGCCACUUCUGCCGUGGGCAGCUGCCCUUGGCCAAUCCCACCUCGAGAUGUCGCGCGAUACUACGAAAUGAGGCCCUCGGUGCGCCAGCGACGGCCAACUACAUUUCUCGACACCGUCUCUUCUCCACGAGCUCCUUGCUGUGCGACUCGCCAAAUGGAGACAGCCCAGCGUCAAAGGGUCCCGCCAGUGGAGGGUUUGGCGCUGUCGGCGGAGGGUUUGGCGGUUUUGCUGCGAAAAAGGCGACAAUAACUGAUCCUGUACCCCCAAAACCAGCGCCGGCGUCCCAGCCGCAAGAGACGUCGCCAGCCAAGGAGGUGUCGCGGACCGGGAGGAGUAGCGAUGGCGGCACAGAGCACCAUUCCGAUCGCCACAAACAUAAAGACAGCAGACGAAAACACGAGGCGCAGAAGCACCCAAGGCGAAAAGGGCGUCAGGAACACCAUGGAGACGGUGACAAGGAACCCGUCACCCAGAGCACGGUCAAAGAAUCGACGGCAAAGGUGCCUGAGCAGACAAGGCCAAGCUCGCGAAUCGACAAGAUACUCGACAACGUCAAGACGGAGGGCCUGGGAAAGCAAACUCAGGAAUCAUCUUCCCAAGCGACCCCGGCAGCCGCUGCUUGGGGCCCAUUCAGCCAGCGCAAAACAGAUAUCAAGACACCGCCCCCGGCAGCAGCUACCAAACCCGCGCCCCGAAAGCCCAUCAAGACCACGCCGGCGCCUUCUUGGAAUUCUCCAGCAAAAGACUGGAAACCUGUCAACAGACGUGCAACAGACCAGGCGCCCGUAGGCAAUUCGUCAAAAAUCACUAGCUUCGAUGCGAUGCUAGAGGCACGCAAGUCGGAUGACGCGAGAGCUCGCGCGGCUAAGUCACGGGAGAGGAUCGCGCAGCAGAAGAGGGAGAAAGAGCAAGGAGCGCAGCAAUCAGAAGGGGAGUUCUGGAGUGACCUCGACGCGAGGCUGACUGCCGCGCCCAGGCCCACACCUGUAGCGCCCAUGGCGACUCCCACUCCGGCCUCGACUCUGCCCACCGAAGAGAUGGCUCCUCGCCAAUCGUCACGAUUUGUACAAGAUGGACAACAAGAGGACUACUCGAGGAAGAAGGCCGACAAGCGCAAAAAGUCUGGGCGUCCAUCUCGACACGUGGGCCGAGGCAGGUACGACAACGACGAUAUGGAUGAGCAGGAGUUUAUGAGAUACGAGGCGCAGCAACGGCGAAAAGAGGAGAGGCGACUGCGCAAGGAGCAGGAGGCGGAGCAGAACGAGCCAGAGGCGGUCCCCAUCUUCCUGCCAGAGUACAUCAACGUCUCGAGCCUCGCCAGUGCCAUGAAGCAGGGUGAGACCAGCUUCCUGCGCGAUCUGGAGGAGUUGGGCUUCGAGAACAUGACAGUGGACACGAUCAUGACCGGCGAGAUGGCCUCGCUGAUCGCCAUGGAGUAUGGCUUCGAGCCCACCGUCGACAACGGUUCUCAGCGGGAUCUACGACCACGACCAGCGCCGGAGGAUCCGUCGACCUUGCCGCCGCGACCACCAAUUGUUACCAUCAUGGGUCACGUCGACCACGGCAAGACGACUCUGCUGGACUACCUCAGAAAGUCGUCCAUUGUGGCCCAGGAGCACGGUGGCAUCACCCAGCACAUUGGUGCGUUCGUCGUCAAGAUGUCCUCGGGAAAGCCCAUUACCUUCCUCGACACUCCCGGCCACGCCGCCUUCCUGACAAUGCGACAGCGCGGAGCCAAUGUCACCGACAUUGUCGUGCUCGUAGUGGCCGCCGACGACAGCGUGAAGCCCCAGACACUGGAGGCACUCAAGCACGCGAACAAUGCCAAGGUCCCCAUCAUUGUGGCCAUCAACAAGGUCGACAAGGAAGAGGCGCGUGUCGAGCAGGUCAAGGCGGACUUGUCGAGGCACGGUGUCCAGAUUGAGGACUAUGGCGGCGACGUGCAGACGGUCUGUGUCAGCGGCAAGACGGGCAAGGGCAUGGAUGACCUCGAGGAGAAUAUUGUCACAUUGUCCGAGCUGCUGGACACUCGAGCCGAGCAGGACGGGAUGGCCGAAGGCUGGGUUCUCGAGUCGAGCAUCAAGCAGGAUGGCAAGGUCGCCUCGGUGCUCGUCAAGCGAGGCACCCUGCGGACGGGCGACAUUAUCGUCGCCGGUCACAGCUGGGCGCGCAUCCGACUCCUUCGAAACGAGGCCGGCGCCGAGGUAACCGAGGCGCCACCAGGCACGCCUGUCGAGGUCUUGGGCUGGCGCGACCUUCCCCCGGCCGGCACGCAGGUGCUCCAGGCACCCGACGAGGACAAGGCCAAGACUGCCGUCGACUACCGCGAGGAGAUGACCCAGCGACAGCAGGACUCGGCGUACAUUAUUGAGCAGGAGGCGCGGGAACGCGAGCGAGUGGAAGCCGAAGCGGCGGCCAAGGAGAUGGAGGAGCUCGGCGAGGACGCGCCCGCCGAAGAGGCUGGCCCCAAGAUCACGACGCAGAACUUCACCGUCAAGGCGGAUGUUGCCGGCUCCGUCGAGGCAGUCGUCGCGUCCGUUCUCGAGCAGGGCAACAACGAGGUUCGCUCCAGGGUCCUCCGGCAGGGAACAGGCCAGAUCACCGAGUUCGACGUCGAUCACGCUGCCACCUCGGGCAGCGUGAUUGUCAACUUCAACACCGCGAUCCUGCCGCACAUUAGCCAGAUGGCCAAGCAGGCUGGUGUCCGCAUCAUCGAUCACAGCGUCAUCUACCACCUGGUCGACGAGACGCGGGCGGUCCUGUCGGCCCUGCUUCCCAAGAGCGUUUCGCACAAGGUGCUCGGCGAGGCCGACGUGCUGCAAAUCUUCCCCAUCAACGUCAAGGGCCGCAAAUACCAGAACAUUGCAGGGUGCAGGGUGCGAAACGGAUCGAUCAAGAAGACAUCUCGUGUCAAGAUCCUGCGGAAAGGCAAGGUCGUGUACGAUGGCCACAUUGACACCCUCAAGCAGGUCAAACGAAAUGUCAUGGAAAUGGGCAAAGGCUCCGAAUGCGGCAUGGCCUUUACGGACUUUGAGGAUUUCCAAAUCGACGACCAAAUCCAGACAUACGACAUCAUCGAAGAAGCAAGGACAUUGUAA